Paramecium sonneborni is the source of this 827-nucleotide messenger RNA. Lineage: Eukaryota; Ciliophora; Oligohymenophorea; Peniculida; Parameciidae. The record is from the annotation of a GenBank genome assembly.
AUGAAUUUAGUCGAUCAAAUAUAAAAAUAAUUCUAAGAGCUCUCUAAAGUUUUUCUAAAUUGUAAAUCUAAUAUCAAUAUCUUUUAGGUCUUUUUGAAGUUUCAAUCGAUUUAAACUUAAAUACUAGAUAACUUUUAAGAUUAGAAUAAAUCAUUAAAUAAGCCAGAAUUGACAUAUUAGAGGAAUUUCCACUCUAGAAAGAAAUUAACUAAUAAGAUUAGUUGAUAAAGCCUAAAAAGUAGUCAAUUCAGAUAAAAAUUAAAAGAAGAGAAUAAACCUAAAAUUAAGACAUUAGUACUUAACAGGAGACUUGUAAAUAACUUUAAAAUUAGUCAUUAUUUGAAGAUGAUAAAAUUGAGUAAUUGAUACCACAAAUAACAUUAAAAUAUCCAUUUGGUUAAGCUUGUUUUUUAUGUCAAAAAGAUAAUUUUUUUGAGUAAUAAAAUAGUAAGAUAAUUAACGAUAAUCACUAUUUUUAUCAUAUGGAUUGCUAUACAAAGGCUAAGUACAACAAUUUAAAUUUUGAUAAAAUGAUAGAAAUAUUUGAAACGAAAAUUUGUAAAAUUUGUAAUAAAAAUGGGGCUUAUUAUUAAUGUGAAAAUUGCGAAUAAUGGUAUCACUAUGUUUGUAUGUCAGAAUUAUAUCAGAAUAAACAAGAUGUUAUUGAUUGUCCUUGCUAACCUAUAGAUAUAUUCUAAGCAUAAGAUAUUCAUCUCUAAGAAGAAGAAGCUACUUAAAGAAAGAAAAAAAUUAAGCUUAAUCAUAUAUCACAAAACACAGAUUUAUUUUCUGAUAUCUCUUUCAAAAAAGAAUUAAAAUAAAUGUGA